AUGAAAGAAAAUAAAGAGAAAAGUUUAAAAAAUGGUAACAAACACAAAAAAUUUCAGUUAUACAAACCUCGUAAAAAGAAAAGUGCUGAAGAAGAUGCAGCUAUCCAAUAUUUACAAGCCCAAUAUGAGAAGAUUCUUCCUGAAGAGAUCAAAACUUUUAAAGAUUUUCCUCUGUCACAAAAGACACUAAAAGGUCUCAAAGAAAACAAUUUCAUUUUACCAACAGAGAUUCAAAAGCAAGCCAUAGGGUAUGCUUUGCAAGGGAAAGAUAUUCUUGGUGCGGCUAAAACUGGUUCUGGAAAAACUCUUGCAUUUUUGAUACCAGUACUUGAAAAUUUGUUUUGCAAGAAAUGGACUCGUCUAGAUGGAGUUGGUGUAUUAGUUAUUUCACCCACAAGAGAAUUAGCAUAUCAAAUAUAUGAAACGCUACGCAAGGUUGGCCAUUUUCAUGACUUUUCAGUGGGAUUAAUAAUUGGUGGGCAAAAUUUAAAAUUUGAAAGGAAGAGAAUGGACCAAAUGAAUAUUCUUAUUUGCACUCCUGGUCGUCUAUUGCAACACAUGGAUGAAAAUCCUCUCUUCAAUUGCAAUAAUCUCCAAAUUCUGGUUUUGGAUGAAGCAGACAGAUGUCUGGACAUGGGUUUCGAAACCACAAUGAAUGCUAUUAUUGAAAACUUGCCACCAGAGAGGCAGACACUCCUUUUUUCAGCAACUCAAACAAAAUCUGUUAAAGACUUAGCACGUUUAAGUUUAUCUUACCCCACAUACGUUGCCCCACAUGAACAGGCUGAAACAGUGACCCCUGAGUUCCUUCAACAAAGUUACAUUGUCUGUGAGAUUGAUGAGAAACUUGGAAUUCUAUGGUCCUUUAUAAAAAAUCACUUGAAACAGAAGGUUUUAAUAUUUAUGGCAACUUGCAAGCAAGUGAAGUAUACUUAUGAUUUGUUUUGUAAACUAAGACCUGGUGUAAGCCUGCUAGCUUUGUAUGGUACUUUGCAUCAAGAAAAAAGAGAGAAAAUAUACAAUGAAUUUUGUAGAAAAUCAAAUGUGGUUCUUUUUGCUACUGAUCUGGCUUCAAGAGGAUUAGACUUUCCAAGAGUUAAUUGGGUCAUUCAAAUGGAUUGCCCAGAAGAUGUUGAUACUUACAUCCAUCGUGCUGGUAGGACUGCCAGAGGAGUUUUUGGUAAAGGUGAAGGCCUUUUAAUGUUGUUACCUCAUGAAGAGAAAAUUAUAGAACAACUAAAACAUAGAAAAAUACCAAUCAAUAAAAUUUCAGUAGAUCCCUCAAAAGUAAUUGCACCUCAAAGGAAAAUAGAGGCUUUAUUAUCUGAUCACAUAGAGUUAAAACAGACAGCACAAAGAGCAUUUGUAAAUUAUCUAAAGUCUGUGUUUUUGAUGAAAAAUAAAGAUAUAUUUAAUGUGCAACUCAUUGAUACAGAUGCUUAUGCUAGGUCACUUGGCUUAAUUGUGCCCCCAAGAAUAAGAUUCCUAAGAAAGUAUCAGAAAAAUAAUGUUGCCAUGGGUAAUGAGGGUGCUGGAACUGAUGAUGUUGUUGAAAAAUUAAGGGAAACGGCUGAAGCUAAUAAGGACUCAGAUGAAAGCAGUUCUGAUGAGGAAGAAACUAAUAUAGAACCUUUGCUUGAGUCUAAGAAAACAAAAUUACAAAAAAAUAAAAUUCAAAUACCUAAAUUAAAUUUCCAUAAUGAAGAAGAUAGCGAUGAUGGUGAUUUUUUACAAAUUAAGAAAACAAAUGUUGAUGUUCAUGAAACUCCACAAGUUGAAGAUGAACCUAAAAUCUCAAAGAAAAAAGCGAAACCAUUAACAAAAGCAGCAGUAGCUAAAAAGAUUUUAAAAAAGAAAAUCAAAGUUAAUACCACAGUUAAAUUCACUGAAGAAGGUGAAGUAAUACAAGAUGACCAGAGAACCUUGAAGUCGGAUGUUGCAAAACAAUUGAGUAUUGAAAAUAUUGGUGGAAUCGACAUAGAAAAAGCCAAAGAAAUGUUACAAGAAGAAGAUAAAUUUGACAAAAUUCGAUUUAGGGAGAAAGUGAAAGCUAAGCAUAAGGAACAAAAACGUAAAUUGAAGAAUAAAAAGAAAGAGGAAGAUGGAGAGAAAGAUGAAUUUGGAUCAUUAUCAGAAUCUGAAGGUCCUGAUCUGUCAUGGUUACCAGAUCCUGAUAAAAUUUAUGGGAAAAAUGACAGUGAUGAUGGUUCCUUAUCUGAUAACUAUGAGAGAAAUUCUAUGCAGUCAGAAGACAACCAGGAAUCAGAGGAAUCCGGAGUUGACCAGGUCUACCACAGACCACCUAAGAGAAAACUAAUUGAGAAUAGAGGUAUUCCCCAAGAGAGCGUGGCGCCUCGCAAAGUAAAGAAGAUAGAAGAUAUAUCCUGUAAAUUGUCUGUACAAGAAGCUGAAGCUCUUGCUAUGAGCCUUUUGCAGAAAAACAAUAAAGUUUAA
Chilo suppressalis (striped riceborer) is the source of this 2454-nucleotide messenger RNA. The record is from the annotation of a GenBank genome assembly. NCBI's taxonomy places the organism in Eukaryota, Metazoa, Arthropoda, Insecta, Lepidoptera, Crambidae.